Lentinula edodes (shiitake mushroom) is the source of this 507-nucleotide messenger RNA. RefSeq lists its product as uncharacterized. The record is from RefSeq and is a predicted model, not a curated record. NCBI's taxonomy places the organism in Eukaryota, Fungi, Basidiomycota, Agaricomycetes, Agaricales, Omphalotaceae. The transcript has 3 exons. The coding region runs from base 1 to 507 and encodes 168 amino acids.
AUGUCUCAAGCAAUUUUGGACCAGCAUGAAGACCAGAGGAAUAACGGCUGGAACUUCUCAUCUGUUGAGCAACAGCAAGGAGGGAGAUCAUUGGAUUAUGAGGAAAAAUAUGCACCUGACCCUCUUGGUAAGGAGAUGAGUGACAAUGCCCGAGUGUUUAAGGUCUACUUGGAUGAGGCAGAAAGUCAUGAUGAUGAUAUGGUGGGAGGCUUCAAGGAAACAAUUGAUUCACUGCUGGUAUUUGUAUUAGAGACUUUUACUGACCCUGAACAGGCAGCACUUUUCUCUGGUGUUAUAACAUCCUUUAUCAUUGCAACUAUAACUUCUGUUCAACCAGACUAUUCACAAAUAGCUGCAAUCCUGUUAGUUGAGCAGGUUCAACUCCUCAGGGCUGCUGGAAAUUCCACAGCAAUCAGUGCCAUUCCCAAAUCCUCUGUGGAUCUGGGAAAUGCUUCAGUGGAUACUCAUGAUCUUUGGAUCAAUGGUCUAUUUCUUGCAAGCUUGUGA